Brassica oleracea var. oleracea is the source of this 1450-nucleotide messenger RNA. Its product is annotated as dirigent protein 25-like. Bases 146 to 1357 code for a protein of 403 amino acids. The record is from RefSeq and is a predicted model, not a curated record. The transcript has a single exon. NCBI's taxonomy places the organism in Eukaryota, Viridiplantae, Streptophyta, Magnoliopsida, Brassicales, Brassicaceae.
AAUAGAAAAAGCUGUAUCACCUGCUCCAUUUCAUCCACUCCAUCUUUUUCUACUAACAAAUUUUCUUCAUAUGUAUAUAUAUAUACCCUUGGGAUCAUUUAGCUGAAACAACAAUCUUAGCUUCUCUGAUCAUCUUUCUUGUCCAAUGGCAGGUCAAAAGAUACUCUCCUUCCUGGUUCUAACUCUCCUUGUUAGUUUCACAGCUGCGGCUCGACUUCUUGAUGAAAAAGAUACGUUCCCAGCCACAAACACCCCUGGCUCAGGUCCCUUCCCUGGUCCUUUACCAGCGUCUGGCUCAGGUUCUGUAGGAACUGGCUCGGGUUCUGCGGGUACCGGUUUCAGUUCAGGAACAGGAUCAAUACCAUCAAGUGGUUCAGCAGGUGCUGCUGCAACUGGUCUCGGUGCCGGAACAGGGCCAGGCUCAUCAAGUGGUUCAGGUCCUUUGACUACUACUGGUUCUGGUCCUCUACCAAUCGCUGGCUCUGUUCCUGGUCCUUUACCGGUCAAUGGUGGUCCAGGUUCCUUGCCUGCCACUGGUCCCAGUCCUUUACUUCCUCUACCGGCUGGUGGUUCAUCCACUGGUCCCGGUCAAGCUCUUGGAGGUGGUGCAGGUGCCGGUACAGCUCUUGGUGGUGGUGGUGUAGGUCCUGACCACACACUGGUAUUUUUCAUGCACGAUAUACUCGGCGGCUCAAACCCCACGGCUAGAGCCGUAACUGGAGUCGUUGCGAACCCGGCUUUAAGUGGCCAGCUCCCAUUCGCUAAACCCAACGGCGCAAACCUUCCUAUAACCAACGGAGUUCCAGCUAACAACAACAACAACGGUAUCGUCAACAACAACAACGUCCCUCUUCUCGUUGGACUUGGUGGGACCACGGCUAACAUCCUCCAGAACAACGGAAAUAACGGUAACAACAACCUUUUAAACGGUCUACCGGUUGCUAACGGCGGUCAGCUCCCGAGCGGUUCCGCUCUACAGAUGCUUAUGUUCGGGACAAUGACAGUGAUUGACGACGAACUAACUGAAGGCCACGAGCUCGGGUCUGGUUUGCUCGGGAAAGCGCAGGGGUACUAUGUGGCGAGUGCGGUUGAUGGAACUAGCCAGACGAUGGCGUUUACUGCCAUGUUUGAGAGCGGCGGUUAUGAAGAUAGUAUAAGCUUCUUUGGUGUUCAUAGAACAGCGGCUUCGGAGUCGCAUUUAGGAGUUAUGGGAGGGACCGGGAAGUAUGUGAACGCGAGAGGAUUUGCGAUUGUGAAGACGUUUACAGGAUCUAGCGGGACGCAACAGCAGCAGCCGCAUCAGUUCACUGAUGGACUUGAGACUGUUCUUCAGUGUACUGUCUAUCUUUCUUGCUAGUUUUUAUUUAAUGUUAUGUUUGGAGUUUGUGAAUGUUUGGUGUGGAAUGUAUGUGAUAUGUCAUUUGUAAUAUAAAUGUGAAAGAGUUGUGUA